UUCCUCUCCUCUUCCUCCUCCACCUCCCCUCCCGCGGCGCCCAGUCCGCGUACCUCCUCUCGCUGUGUUUUCUGUGUCUCUGUUUUUCUCUCUUCCUCUCUGUCUCUCUCUCUCUCCUUCUCUGUCUCUCUGCUUACUUCUGCCUCUCUGUGUCCGUUUCUCUGUCUCUUUCUCAGGUUCAGUUCUGUCUCGGCCCGCGCCCCCCUCUCGUCUGCUGGCCGGUGGCCCCAGGUGGCGGUGGCGCUGGCCGGGAGCGGGACGCGAUGAGUGGCGCCUGCACCAGCUACGUGAGCGCCGAGCAGGAGAUGGUGCGCGGCUUCAGCUGCCCGCGGCCCGGGGGCGAGGCGGCCGCGGUCUUCUGCUGCGGCUUCCGCGACCACAAGUACUGCUGCGACGACCCGCACAGCUUCUUCCCCUACGAGCACAGCUACAUGUGGUGGCUCAGUAUCGGUGCUCUCGUGGGCCUGUCCAUAGCUGCGGUCGUCCUCCUGGCCUUCAUUGUCACUGCCUGUGUUCUCUGUUAUCUGUUCAUCAGCUCCAAGCCCAAUACAAAGUUGGAACCAGGCUUAAGCUUACAGGCUACAGGCUCUGAGAUGCCCCUUGACCGCCAAGGUCGGAACACAGGCAUCACACUGGAGGUGCCAGGAGCGAGACCCCUUGGACAGAGUUACUCCUUCCUGAACCCACGACUUCACUGCAAUGAGGGACAGACUUCAGACCCCAAGCGUGUCCUCUAGCACUGCUCCAUGGCCCCAGUGAUGGCAGGUGACAUUCCAGGCAGCCGUGAGGAGACACUUCCUCCUCAACCCAGACCCACACGGACCAGCCCCAUAAACAUCCAAUAAAUGUCUCUAUACUGUC
Messenger RNA from Choloepus didactylus (southern two-toed sloth), 861 nucleotides. It is a transcript of the gene SHISAL2A, whose product is annotated as shisa like 2A. The record is from RefSeq and is a predicted model, not a curated record. The transcript has 3 exons. The coding region runs from base 264 to 737 and encodes 157 amino acids. NCBI's taxonomy places the organism in Eukaryota, Metazoa, Chordata, Mammalia, Pilosa, Megalonychidae.